Messenger RNA from Peronospora matthiolae, 1632 nucleotides. The record is from the annotation of a GenBank genome assembly. NCBI's taxonomy places the organism in Eukaryota, Oomycota, Peronosporomycetes, Peronosporales, Peronosporaceae.
AUGAACUCGACUGCACGCGUAGCAGCCGCCACGUCUCCGCCCACGGAAGCGGCAGCAACGACCGACAGUUGUGACCAAGAGGCUGUUGAUUUCUCCAAACCGUCUUCAAAUGUACUUGGUGAUCAUGAAAAUUACGACCUUUUCGGCUGUGGCCCCAGCGUUUUUGAGGUCGCUUCAGUCGAGGGAGAAGAAGCUGAGCCCAUGACCGAUACGGCUCCGGUAGAAGAAGGGGGUGCGGGUGAAGUACCCAUGUCAUCAAUAGAGUCAUCGUUUACUGCCAAUAACGACCUGUUUCCAGUACUAACGGACAAACCUGAUCAAGCACUAGAGAACUGCAGUGACAGUAGCAAUAGCGGUAGUAGUUGUGGUCAGAGUACUGCUACUAGUACUGCUACUAAUAGCAGCAACAACUUACCAGAAGAACUUCUCGGUUCUAACGGUAAUGCAUUGCAGGUGGCAUCGUCAGCUGUUGAUCAACAAGCCUCAACAAUGACGUACAAGAUGGCGGGUAAUGCAGUGGAUAUUGUCGCAGUGAAGAACACAGAGGGAAAAUACCUGACAACGUCGUGGCACGUGUCUUUCUCGUGGUCACGCUUUCGAACGAGUUUUGCGGCAGGUGUGGGUGAUAUGGUCCGGAUUUUGGUCAAUGGGAAAGAGUUGCCGACCAAAAUGGAGCUGCUGGACCGUGGGAGAUGUACGUUUAUCACGGGAGGCUUGAUAAUUCCACCCGAAGACCUGCUCUUUGUCGAUCUGUCGGAAGGGCAGCCAAAUCAUGUGCGGUUCGAGCACUUUCACAAGUACACGAACACAGUCCGGUAUGUGGACGCCAAGCUGCAUCUGUGGGGACCGAAUGAAUCGGUCGUUGUAGUCGACUUGGACGGCACGCUGACUAUAAGUGACGUGGAAGGACAUAUCCGUACAUUACGACUCGGCCAGUACGAUUUUCUGCAUGCGGGAGCUUGCGAUUUCUUUACGAAGUUGCACGAACUGGGGAUGCGAAUCGUGUAUCUCACUGCACGCCCACUCGACUGGGCUUCAGCGUCGCGUGUACACUUGGAAAAUGCGCUACAACAGUCAAUAUCAUUGCCGCCAGGAGUUCUCAUUACGAAUUCAACAGGCCUCACGGGUGCGCUGUUCACAGAAGUGGUGAACAGAACACCGCACCUUUUUAAAAUCCAAGUACUGAACGAGCUGCAGCUCACGCUGAUUCACGCUGGUCGAGUAGUUGAGCACCCAGUGUUCGUUGCAGGCUUCGGCAACCGGCCAACUGAUAUCGUGGCGUACGAGGAGGUAGGUAUGGACCCCAGUCUCAUUUUCAUGCUGGAUCCGUACUCGAACGUCAAGGUCGUGUCCGAUCCACGUCUUUACGAAUCCUAUAGUGACCCGAACGUGCUGUUGUGGCUGCUACCCAAGCUUAAGCACCGUGUGCCUGUGGAGAAGGUAGGCCGCAUCGACGAUUACACAGUACGUGAGCUUGUUUUAGCUGACGAUCGUGAACAACUACGCAUGGCCGAGAUACAAGCUCGUCGUCUGCAGCAAGAAGAGAUUGAGCGAGCUCGUCAGGAAUCUGGUGAAGCCCGAGCCGGACUUACUAAUGCUCUUCGCGCCAGCAGCAGAAGUCUUUUGCCAUAG